This is a messenger RNA of Scleropages formosus (Asian bonytongue), 1547 nucleotides long. RefSeq names its product serine incorporator 4 (gene serinc4). The record is from RefSeq and is a predicted model, not a curated record. The coding region runs from base 7 to 1509 and encodes 500 amino acids. The transcript has 12 exons. NCBI's taxonomy places the organism in Eukaryota, Metazoa, Chordata, Actinopteri, Osteoglossiformes, Osteoglossidae. Gene Ontology annotation, cellular component: membrane.
AUUAAGAUGUCAGCAUCAGAAGCUUCCCGUCAAACUGGGUUCUAUAGCUAUCUCCUUGACAUGGGGGCCUAUCAGAUAUGCUGCUGCUGUGGGCCAGCCCCCUGCUCCCUUUGCUGCGCCUUCUGUCCUUCCAUCAAGUCAUCCACCAGCACACGACUCAUGUACACCCUGUUCCACAUCCUGGCCUGCGCCGUUUCCUGCCUCAUGCUAUCCAGGACGGUGUCUGAAGCCGUGCGCGACAAUGUGCCUUUCUUCAACAUGGUGUGUGACCAAGCCCAUGGUGGUGGUCACUGUGAGAUGCUGGUGGGGUACUCUGCAGUGUACCGAGUCUGCUUUGGCACCUCCUGCUUCUACCUUAUGAUGGCGCUCUUCCUUAUUGACGUCAAGUCCAGCCAGGACUUUCGUGCGUUCAUCCAUAAUGGGUUCUGGUUUCUUAAAUUCAUUAUCUUGCUAGCGAUGUGUACUGCUGCCUUCUUCAUUCCAACAGAAUCCUUUCUGCACGCCUGGCACUAUGUUGGCGUGGCAGGGGGGUUUGCCUUCAUCCUGAUUCAGCUCAUCCUCAUCACAGCCUUUGCUCACACCUGGAACAAGAACUGGUUGACCGGAGCAGCUGAAGACAAACGCUGGUACCUGGCUGUCCUGUCUGCCACGCUGGUCUUUUACACCAUCGCCACCAUGGCCUUUACCUUCAUGUACAAGUACUACACCCACCCAGCCGCCUGCCAGCUCAACAAGGCCCUGCUGUGGACCAACCUGGGCAUGUGUGGCCUCAUGUCCUUCAUUGCUGUCAUGCCAUGUGUUCAACAGAAACAGCCCCGUUCUGGUCUUCUACAGGCUUCCAUCAUCAGUUGCUACGUUAUGUAUCUUACAUUCUCUGCCCUCUCCAGUCGUCCACCAGAAAAAGUGGAGUAUCAGGGUCUGAACAUUACCGCGUGUUACCCCAACUUGGGCCAAAAGGGCAUCCAGAAGGAGGGCAAUGCUGUGGCCAUCAUUGGGGCAGCCAUCAUGUACUGCUGCGUGCUCUUUGCCUGCAAUGAAGCCUCUUAUCUGGCUGAGGUGUUUGGUCCCUUCUGGAUGAUCAAAGUCUAUCGCUACGAGUUUCAGAAAGCCUCCUGCUGUUUCUGUUGUCCUGAGGAAGAAGAGGAUGAAGACUUUCCGGUGGAUGAUGACAGCAAAGGCUGUCAGAAGGUCAUCCACAAUGAAAACCAACGAGUUGUCUACAGCUACUUCUUCUUCCAUUUUGUCUUCUUCCUGGCCUCUCUCUAUGUGAUGAUGACCCUCACCAACUGGUUCAGCUAUGAGUCUGCGGUCCUGGAAACCACUUUUACUCACGGAAGCUGGUCCACUUUCUGGGUGAAGAUGUCCUCCUGCUGGGCUUGUGUGGUGCUCUACCUAUGGCUCCUGCUGGGGCCCUUGUGCAGCUGUAAGCCGAAGCCAAAGACAAGGCCCAAGCGGUCCCGCAUCAAACGACGGAUCACGUCGCACAGGCACGUGAGCGUCAGUGUGUGACAAUUGCAGAGAAGGGGAUGCGACCAUGCUUCGGUACC